UCCAAAGGUCAGAACCACAAUCCCAAUUCGAAUAAUGUGUUGUGGACACCAUGACAACUUCUUCCUCCAAGAACAACAACAAUGAUCAUGCCGCGAGCGCUGCCAGGAGAAAACAUCUGAAAGAAGUAGAAGCCGAAAGUGGCAAGGCGCUACUUCAUGUACUGGAUUCGUACCCGAUUGAAAAGUACUACGCCAUGGCGGAUCGCCUGGUGACGGCCUUUCAACUCGCAUUGGACGAACGACGCCUCGACGAUGCCUACGUCUUUGGUCUUCGCUUUGCCACGUUUUCCCUAGAAGGACUUCCCAAGCACAGCAAUUACCAGCGUCAAAACAAGAUGCAGAAGGUCAAGAACUCUCGACAAGUAGACCAAGUCCUCCAAAAGAUGGAACUUGUCGCCACCCGCAUGGACGCCGAAGAACGACUCAAGGAAAAAUUGCGCCGACAAGCCCAAGAAAGAAAACAACGAGAAGAUCAAGCUCGCAAACAAGAAGAAGAUCGAAAACGACAAGCAGAACUUUCCAAGAAGCAACGUCAUGCCGAUAUUCUACGCCAACAGCGAGAAGAACUCGUGGCACAGAGAUUCAUGGAGAAACUCCAAAAACAAAAGGAGGGAAAACAAAAAUUGGAACAACGGGCUCUUGAAAAGUUGAAACUUUUGAACACAAAAACCAAACCAUCGCAACAACAAGAGCAAGAAAGAAAACCUAUCAAGAAAGAACCAAAGGCUCCAUUGCAUCAAGCAUCUGUGGAAGGGUACAAAUAUCAGAAGCCUGGCAACAAAAAUGUGAAGGAAGCACCCCCUCAAGAAAUUACCACUGCGCCGCCAAAGAAAUCAGAGCCUACUAUUAGUGCUCCCAAGAAGUCAGAGCCCAAGAGCACGAAACGAAAAGUCACACCGAAAAAGAAGCCAAAGUUGACAGUCGCUUCUGCUGGUGUGGAGAGCGGCUUGUCUCUUCUGGACUUUCCGCCGGCGCCGACACAAAAGCCCAAAAUGACAAAGACAUCCAAUAGCAAAAGACAAGUCACAUCAUCCAAGAAUAUUGCGCCUGCCCAGAAAAAGACAGAAAAACCAUCAAUCCAAGCAACUGUGUAUAGCUUGGAACAGCAGUCGACAAAGAAGCUCUUGCAGCAGGCACCAAAAAAGACAUCCAGCAGGUCGGUGGCCAGUCAAGGACAGUCCAAUACUCCGAGUACUACAACUAUGGCUACUAGCAAUCAACAGAUGGGCACCCAAACAUCGGAACAAAAGGCCUCGUGGUGGGACACUUCCGCCAAUGCAGAAACGAACUCGCAAAAACCCUGGUGGCAGCGUGGUGUGCCUGCUACUGGGGCAACUCCAGUCAAGGAAGAUUCCGAUUCUACCAAGCCAACAACAACAAACACUGCAGAAACCAACACACCUGAAGGCAAGAGAAAUGCUUCCAGCGCGGUUCCUGGGUCUCACUCGGUUGGAAAGGAGGCAAAAACUCUCAAGAUCAAAUCGACGGCGCCUCUCAAAUCCACAAUGAAGCUCUUUCAAAAGCUUUCGCCAAAGAAAGCCUCCAGCAGCAAAAAGAUCAUGCCAAACAAUCCACUACCACCGCAACCCAAGGAGCCAACUUCGGAAGGAUAUGAAAUCACAAUGGGUUCCACAACGUCGCUACAAGUGGUGGAGACAGAGCGAGACGAAGAACCCUACGUAGAGGGAUCUUAUAGAUCCAAACUCACACCUCAGGAAGCCAAGACAGUGCAACUAUUGGAAGACACGAUUCGACUUCAGCAGGCGCGGCUGGAAAGGUUGGAGGGCAGUAAGGAGCGUGCUUUGCUUCGUCAAGAAGCCAAGAGGAGGCUCAAAAAUGGAGACCGCAAAGGAGCUCUGUAUUGUUUGGCCAAGAAGAAACGUCUUAACCAAACCAUAGACGUUAUCAAGAGCACCGUCUUCAACAUGGAAACACAAAUCAUCAUGUUGGAAUCGGCUGUUGAAUCUCGUGAAGUGGGAAUGAUUAUGAAGGAGGCAUCGGAUGCGGUGUCAUCUGUGCAGAAAGGUGUACGAAUCAGCGACUUUACAGAUGAGAAAGUGGGUGAAGUGUUGGCUGCGGCAGGCCAGGGAGGAAUGAUAGCAGACUUUGACGAAGAGGAGCUUCUAAGCGAGCUGAAGGAGCCAGAUGAAGAAGAAAUGGCAGCAAUGACAGAUGAUGAAUCCUUGCUGUCGCUCCCGACUGUCCCGCAGAGUGAAGUCGAUCCUCUUGACAAGCACGAAACUUCUGCUUCACGUAUCAUCGCGAGCUUGUUCUAAUAUGUAGAGCUAAAAUAUCUGGUAAUGUUUUUGGUUGUUGCAGGUAGCCCUAAUGCUUGCUACUACAAGAUGCAUCUUGGAUCAAGCCGACAUCAGACCCACCACACGGGGAGGUUGGGAUCAAGACCUCCUCUGGAUCUUCUCGGAACAAGGACGC
Seminavis robusta is the source of this 2433-nucleotide messenger RNA. NCBI's taxonomy places the organism in Eukaryota, Bacillariophyta, Bacillariophyceae, Naviculales, Naviculaceae. The record is from the annotation of a GenBank genome assembly.